Equus caballus (horse) is the source of this 1244-nucleotide messenger RNA. Lineage: Eukaryota; Metazoa; Chordata; Mammalia; Perissodactyla; Equidae. The record is from RefSeq and is a predicted model, not a curated record.
ACGUCAGUGCGCACGCGCUGGACCAGCGCGGCGAGAGCCGGGGUCCCAAGCCUGCGCUGCCGCCCUCCGCCUGCUCCCGCGGCUCCUCCCUCCUCUCGAGCUUCUCCCCGUGCGGCCGCGCGGGAGGGAGGCCGAGAUGGCAGAUGAGAUCGCCAAGGCUCAGGCCGCUCGGCCUGGUGGGGACACGAUCUUCGGGAAGAUCAUUCGCAAGGAAAUCCCAGCCAAAAUCAUUUUUGAGGAUGACCAGUGCCUUGCUUUCCAUGACAUUUCCCCUCAAGCGCCAACACAUUUUCUGGUGAUACCCAAGAAACAUAUAUCCCAGAUUUCUGUAGCAGAAGAUGAUGAUGAAAGUCUUCUUGGACAUUUAAUGAUUGUUGGCAAGAAAUGUGCUGCUGAUCUGGGCCUGAAGAAAGGUUACCGAAUGGUGGUGAAUGAAGGUUCAGAUGGGGGACAGUCUGUCUAUCAUGUUCAUCUCCAUGUUCUUGGAGGUCGGCAGAUGAAUUGGCCUCCUGGUUAAGCAUGUUUUAGGGAUAAUUUUCCCUUGUCUAGUCACUGAUCAAAUUUGCAAGUUCCAAUAUGUUAAACGGUAUCCUUAUUUUUGCCUGUGUGUGGAGAGAUUGAGAAAUAAUUUAAAAAACCCAUACACAAUAAAAGAUGCUGUUGCAUGGUUUACAGUCUCUCUGAAUUCUGUAUGUGAUUUAUUAUUUUAAUAAAUAUAUUUGUUGGAAUGGAUAAAGAUAGAGUUCAUAAUUUGGGAGGUUUCUUGUUUUUUCUCCUGAAGGAGGACUCAACAUAUCUACGUUGUUAUAAUGGUGGGACUGGUCUUUGAAGACAAAUUGUAAGAUUUCAUAAAUUUAGCUUUAGCUUUGAAAUAUCCUUUUAGGGUAAAAUAUUAGUGCAGGAGAAGAUUUUCUAAUCUAAUUCUCUCAUUUUCUAGCAUAAAAGAGUAUGUGAUAUGAUUGAUCCAGAAAAUGACAGUUUUGGGUAUAGAAACAAUGCCUUUUGUCCAGCCGACAUGUUUCCCCGGGACUGUUGGGGUAGUUUGGAAGGGAUGAAAGUAGGUUUGUCACAGAAUCACUGUUUACCCUGUGAAGCCAUACAUUGGUAUUUCCUUGUGAUGUAAACUUUGUCUGAAUAUUUAUUAUGAAGACUUGAAAACAUUACUUAGAAUUAACUUUCCAAAUUGAAAACUCACUGUUUUGAAUGUGUAUGUGCACAUUAGCAAAAUAAAAUUAAGUUGUGAA